AUGAGGACACCACUGUCAUCACUUUUUGGCAUUGCGGUGCUGGCUAUUGUCUCCGUGGCCGUCGACAAAAGCCCUGGAUUUGGCCACCGUCCUGCUCCGUGGAUUACAUACGAUGUUCCUACGGAGUUUGCCAAUCCCAAUGGGUUGGCCCGGCCAUCGUUUCGUUACUGGGUUCCAGACGCCGAUGUGGAUGACAGUGUCUUAUACGCAGAUUUACAGGAGAUCAAAGCGGCAGGAUGGGGUGGAGUUGAGAUUAUUUGCUUGGAGAACUAUGGAAUCGAGCUGGCUGUUGUAGAUCCGGCAAUAUAUGGUUACGGAGGUGAUAAGUGGAGGCAAAAGUUUAACACCAUGCUCCGUGCUUCGAAAGAUUUGGAUCUCCUCGUCGAUUUUGCUUUGGGGCCAACACAGGGCGCUUCAAUCCCAAUUCUGGAUCCUGAUUCUCCGGGGAUGAAUACUGAGUUGGCAUAUGGCAGUGUUGGUUUGGACUCAGGCCAGACAUUUGACGGUCCUAUCCCAUCUCCUGGUCGCACAGAUGCAGGCUAUGCGAAUAAGCCAGACUUUUCUGCUCCUUUCACAAACUUCACCAACAAAUUUGUCGCUGCUGUAGUCGCUCGCAAAAGCAAAGGUAAUAUUCAAAAUUCCAACACCCUCCAGCACGUAUUAAACCCGUCAUUAACUCAAUUUGUUCUCAAAGUGCCUUCCCCUGAUGGUCGUGUAACUCAACUUGACUUCGAUAGUGUUCACGACAUUACGAGCCUGGUCAAAGAUGGCUCACUAGACUAUACGGCUCCAGCUGAUGGGAAUGCCUAUGUUCUUUUUGCAUUUUAUCAGCGUCGCACGGGCUACUUAGCUGCGCAAGGUGCAUUUAAUAAUGCAACCAAUCCCAAUAAUCCUGCCUCUUGGUUUGCUUAUGUGGUCGAUCACUUUAGCCAAGAGGGAACGGAUCUCUGGACAGGAUUUACCGAGAAAUAUGUUAUGAAUGGAGAAAACGGCGAUAUUCUGUCCCAGCUUGGCAUGUACGCGUGGGAAGAUUCUGCUGAGUUUAGAGCCACGCUAUUCUGGACAGACCAAUUAUCGUCGUACUUUCGCCAAACACGCGGCUACGAUAUCACUACAGCUUUACCAGCUCUUUUCGGUACGACUGGUCUUCCUCCAAGUACACUCGCAAAUAGCUACUUUUACUACAGCUUCAAUGACCAUGAGAACGGGACGGAUAUAAGUUGGAAAUUGCGCAAUGACUACUACCAGUGUCUGCAAGAGUUGUACGAGCAAUACCAUCUUGAUGGACUCUCUAAAUGGACAAGCAAAUGGAACAUUCAGGGAAGUCUGCAGCCAUAUGCGACCGCACCGAAUGCUGCACCACCGUGGGAUAUGAACUCAGCAGCUGCACACAUCGAUGCUCCUGAGACAGAAUCCAACUAUUUUGAUGGAGUGAUUGACGCCUUUCGAGCCAUGGGAGGCGGCGCAAUGAUGGGGAAAAGGCAAAUCUUUUCCAGCGAACUAGGGGCGCACCGCUAUGAAGCAUACGCCAUAACUUGGCCUGUUAUUCUGAAUGAUUGCAAGAUUAACUAUGCUGGUGGUGUCAACCGCAUCGUCACGCAUGGCUUCCCAUACUCUGGCAUUCGCCCGCAAGUCGAGUGGCCUGGCCUCACAACCUUUGAAUGGCUAUACUCUGAGAUGUGGGGACCACGGCAGCCCAGCUGGGCACAUGUCAAAGAGAUGGGCGAUUGGAUUGCCAGGACGCAGAUAAUUCUUCAGACUGGGGUGCCAAGAGUAGACAUUGGUAUCUAUCGUCACAAAUAUCUCUCGGUUGACAUCAAACAUUACAACAUGGGAGAAAAUAUCUUCUGGGAUCAUUCAUUGCAGUACGCCGGAUAUUCCUAUGUUUCUGUCAGCCCUUCGCUGCUUAAACUAGAUAAUGCCGUUGUUACCAAUGGAUUGCUGGCAGAAGAUGGCCCAGGAUUCUCUGCCUUUAUCGUGGAUAAUUCUACAAAUAUUACCUCGGAAGCUGUCGGUCGCUUUACAGAGUAUGCUAGCAACGGAUUUCCAAUUGUUUUUGUCGGCAGUCUGCCCGAGACAACUCCCUAUUAUUGCGAGUCAUGCGACCAAUAUGUCAAGCAAGAAAUGCAGAAACUACUAAAACUUCCUUCAGUUAGAAGUCUACAGUCGGAGAGCGAAGUCGUAGACGCUUUGAAAGAGCUAAAUAUUCAGCCCGCAGCGGAAAAUCUAUCGCCAGUUCCCAUACUAUACGUCCAUAGAAUCGACGUGGAUAAUCACGUUGAUUAUUAUUGGGCGUAUAACUCGGACAUAUACCAAGAUCACGCUACAGUAGCUUCUGUCAAAGGCACUGGCAUUCCUUACAAGUUGGAUGCUUGGACGGGUGCUAUUACCCCAGUUCUUAACUACACGAUAUCUGGUGAUAGAUUCAACAUUUGGAUCGAACUACGAUCAAAUCAGUCGACAAUCCUUGGUUUUGCACCUGGGAAAUUUUUCCCCGAGACCCAGACUCCUGAUGUUCAUGUCGUCAAAACAAACGUCGAAUAUCUGAGCUACUCAGCAAGCAGCCACUCUAUCAUCGCUCGCUCUUCUUCGCAAGGACGAAAAGCGAUCACAAUGAGCAAUGAUCAUACCUUUACGUUGAAUGGCUUUGAGGAGCAAACUACUCCAAUGGAGCUUGGCCCUUGGAAUGUCAGUAUUCAAGAUUGGCUUCCUAAUACAGACAGAUUCAACAACUAUACAUCUGUAUUCCGAUACCACAACCUGACCCUUGAUACAUUAAUUCCCUGGUACAAUAUUUCUGGUCUCUCUAACACAUCUGGAAUUGGUACAUACACAACACACUUCGCCUGGAAUCCUACCAAAGACAUUCAUGGUGCGCUGAUAGACCUAGGCCCUGUUUUCAACACUAUACGUCUCUGGAUCAAUGGCCACUGGACCGGUCCUAUCGAUAUCACAGAUGCGGUUGUUGAUAUCACUCCAUUCUUGAUCAGUGGCGUGAAUGAUGUGAAGAUUGAAGUAUCUUCAACGUUGCGAAACCGGCUGCUACAAGUCAAUGUCACCCAAUCUUGGGAGCAAUCACAAUACGCCAGUAGCUAUGGUGGCCAGCCGUAUGGACUCUCUGCUCCUGUCAGAUUAAUUCCCUUUACAGAAAUCAGUAUUCCAGUUUAG
Messenger RNA from Trichoderma gamsii, 3168 nucleotides. RefSeq lists its product as hypothetical. The coding region runs from base 1 to 3168 and encodes 1055 amino acids. Lineage: Eukaryota; Fungi; Ascomycota; Sordariomycetes; Hypocreales; Hypocreaceae. The transcript is spliced from 2 exons. The record is from RefSeq and is a predicted model, not a curated record.